Messenger RNA from Arxiozyma heterogenica, 5736 nucleotides. RefSeq names its product 1-phosphatidylinositol 4-kinase STT4 (gene STT4). The transcript has a single exon. Gene Ontology annotation, biological process: phosphatidylinositol-mediated signaling; phosphatidylinositol phosphate biosynthetic process. The coding region runs from base 1 to 5736 and encodes 1911 amino acids. Gene Ontology annotation, molecular function: 1-phosphatidylinositol 4-kinase activity. Lineage: Eukaryota; Fungi; Ascomycota; Saccharomycetes; Saccharomycetales; Saccharomycetaceae. The record is from RefSeq and is a predicted model, not a curated record. Gene Ontology annotation, cellular component: cytoplasm; plasma membrane.
AUGAGGCUUGGUACUAAUAGAAAAUUGUCUAUUAGAGCAAAGGCUUUACAAAAGUUGACUCAAUACUACGUCGAGAAGGAUAGUAAAGAAGAUGUUUCAAAUAAUAAUUGUCCAGAAAGUCUUAAGGUUUUAAUCCAAUCCCUUCCUAUAUCCUACUCAACUGAUCCUGCUAAAUUGUACACUAUUCCUCUUACUUCAAGUGAAUGGGAAAUUCUUUUGGCCAUUAGUUCCGCAAUUCCUAAAAGAGUUGAAACUGCUAAAUAUAUCCUAUCAACUGUAAUUAAAAAUUAUUUUCUAGAUUCACCUAUACAAAGAAUUUCAGACGUUUUAUAUGCCAGAUUUAAGUUGAAUUCCUGGAAGAAUCCAAAUGAAGUAUUAACAUUCCACCUAACCAGAUAUUUGGUUCAGAUAUGUAACAAGUUCCCUGAACUGGUUCCUGAAUGUUCCCAAAUGAUUGAGAAAUAUAUCUCAAAAGUUAAAAAAUUUAUUUUAUUAAAACAAACAGCCAUAUUUUCUUUGCUUGGAUUUAUGUCGUGCUUUAUUGAUAAUUAUUCAUCUAUUGAAUUGAUUAGUUUUGUUUGGGAUAAAAUCUAUAAUCAAUUUUUUGACAAUAAUUAUAUUAAUCAGGUUGACAAAUUGUUAAUUACUCCAAAUUCUUUUACUAAUGAAGCAAUUGUACAAUAUUUCGAUUCUGGUAAAGAAAUUUCUGGUCCAUUGUUUUGGAAUUUAUUAAUGAAAAUACAGCAGAAUUAUCUCCAACAUGUGUUGGACAUGUCAUUUGAUGAUAAAAAACAAAAUCUUGGUGAGUUUAUACUUUCCCAACAAUAUGAAAUUUAUAAGCAUCAAGAUCAAAAGAUUGUUAAAUCUGUUUCAAAAGGUAAGUGUGAUUCAGAAACUUUUUCUUUAGAUUCUAAAACUACAAAAUUUUUACAGUCCUUGAAUGAGAAUAAAGAUACGCUUAUCUCUAUGUGUCAUCGUGUGCUUGAUUUAUGGAGUAUGGUGGAGAAAAAUCUUGAUUUUUCUACUGCAGACAGAGUAAAAAACAGUUUUGAUAUAUUAGCAGGAUAUUUGAACAUUCUUUGUUUGUCUCCAUUAUUAAGUGAUCAUAAUUUUAAACUGGAGAUUGAUUUUGUGAGAAUUGUGGAAAAUUCAAUGGAUCAAUAUUUAUUAUCUGAUAUAAUUACAGACAAUUUGAUAAAGGCUAUUAUUAAUGCUGGUUCUUUGUUAAACUACUACACAGAAGAUUUAUCUGAAAAACUUCUUUGUAAUUUCCCAUUAGUAAUUGGGUCCCAAUAUAUUACUCAACAACUGGUAAUUGACAUUUCUAAAAUUUUUUCCAUUGGAUUGCAACCUUUAAAUGAGGACGCCAUUGUUACAACAAUCUAUGCAAUUAACAAUUUGUUAACUCUAUCAGAAGAUUUAUCUCCUCAAUUUUUGAGGGAUCGUCAACAGACAUUAACUUCAAUUAGUUCAAUUCCAAAGGUUGAUGGCAAUUCCCUAUUACAUAGUUCAACGUCGUUAAGAAAAGUUACUAGUACCUCUAGUCUUUCAAAAAUGAAAUUAUCGAAAAAAGCAAACAGUACAGCUACUGUUCAUACUAAUUUGUUUAACAAUUGUGUUACCACCACCAUAACUAUUGCUUCUGAGUACAAUAAUCAAGCUAUUACUGCUUUAACAAUUUCUAUUUUAACACAAAAGGUGACAGUAGUUUCUAAAGAAUUAGCUGGUAUUAUUUUCUCUGCUUUAGCUAAAUUAGCACCUUAUGUUCAGAAAGCAGAAUUUUCAGCUAUUCUUAGGUUUUUCAGGAUUACAAUUAACAUGGCUUAUAAGUCUAAUGAUACUGAAUUAAUUGAUGCAGUUUUUAAAGCUCGUGUUAUAUUGUCCAAAAGGCUCUUGGAAAUGAAAUAUAGUACGGAAAUCUACAAACUUUAUCUUCUGGAUCUAUUAGAUUCCAUAAUUUCUAGUGGUGAAGUUGAAAAUUCAGAGCAUCACAGAUCUCAUUCAGAGAUAUCCUACGUUGCUAAUCAAAUAGCAUUACAGUUGGUGCCACUAGCUUCAAUGUUACCAAAAUGUGGUGAAACACCACUUAAUAUAUCACACGAUGAAAUACUUACAAAUAAAUUUAGAAAUAUGUGGUUUAAUAUGGUUGUUCACGGUUAUUAUUAUGAUUCUGAUAUUGUUAAACAAAAUUAUAAACAUUUAAAGGUUAUUGCCUAUAAUAGCCCCCCAUUGGCAUCUGAGUUUCCUAUUAAUAAUAAAGAGAUGUCACUAGAUAUGAAUACAAUCCUUCGUCGUAAAUCAUCUACUUCUAAUUUGAAAAAACAAAAGCAGGUUGUGUUGGAAUAUUUAAACGUCAACGCAGUUCAAUCUAGAUCAAUAUCCGAUUCAAAGGUCAUGUUUAUUGCAGCUACAGUGUUGAUUGAAUCUAUUAGGUGUGAAACUGGUGUCUGUUCGAAAAUUGUUUAUUAUUUAUCUGACCCAUGUUUAGUUUCUAGUUCUCUUGGAAAGUCAAUUGCAUUAAUAUCGAAAACAAUUAUUUUCAAGUAUGCUAAAUUAGCACAAGCAUUAAUAACACCAGAGUUUAAUUCUAAGGCGAUUGCUGAACAACUGACUGAAAUGUUUCUUUACCUUAUUCAUAGAAAUCAUAAGUUGCAAGAGAUGGCAUUUACAUGCUGUAAUUUGCUUAUUCAAAAUAUACCAUCAGCUCUGUGUCACCAUGAUUCUUUGUAUACAUUACUGGAUUUAAUGACUACUGUUUUUGAUAGUAUUUUAGAUUGUGAGAGAAAUAGAUUCCAGCCUCAUUUUGAAUUUACUUUAAAGCACUCUGCUACUAAGGUUUUAUUUCCUGCGUCAAAAAAUUGGAGAGUUGCAACAUUAAAAAAAUUGCAUAAUGCUUCAAAAGAAUGGGUUAAAUUAAUUUUGAAUAAAGCUAAUCAAGAUUCAAAAAUUUUACUUCAGUCAUACGUCUCUAAUAUUCAGCAAUUUGUUAGAUUAAAUAACGUUGAGUUUGGUGUUUCUUUUGCUCUGGAUAUGGCGGGCACGAUUCUUGAUGUUGACAGGGAAUUAAGUACAAUCGAAUAUUCAGGACCUAAGAAGCCUAAUACAAUUUCUGGUUUCAUAUCUCAACAUUCAUGGAGAUCGCGAUACUUAGCCAACUCUUCUACCACUUUAUCAAAAGAAGAUUUUGACAAGAAGUUGAAGAUGGUGAUUCAAAAUAUUAAUGAAACUUUAGAGAAAGGUGAUGUUGUUUCAGAUCAAAUGGUAUCUGAAUUUUUGGAUAUGGCUGCGGCUAAUUUAGUUUUGGAUAGCUAUGAUAUCUCUUCUUUGGUUCAUGACGUUGUCUUUAUACCAUUCGAAGUAUUUACAUCUACCACCAUGAAGAUAGCGACAAAUGUUUGGCUUGCUAUUAUUAAAGAAAGACCAGAUUUGGCACAUGUCUUACUAGCGAAUGUUUGUUAUUUUUGGAUGUUAGGUGUUGAUUCCCAAAAGGGUCUUUUUUCUAGAAGUUAUGAUUUGCAGACCGAAGAAUAUCAAAUGAUGGAAUAUGCACCAUAUAAUAAAAGGGCAAUUGAUCGUGAUGCUAAAUUAGCAUCAAAAGCUCUUCAACCUCAUAGACAUAUAAUAAAGUUUUUUACCUCACAUUUCGAAAGUACUAUCCUUCAAAGCAAGUUCCUUCUACAAAUGUUUACAAGCUUAAUUAUUCAUGGUCUUGAACAUGUUACAAUGGGUAGUUCACAUCCAUUUGCAAGAUUGAUUCGUUUUGAAUUAUUGCAAUUAUCUCUGUCUGUUUUAGAACAAAACAUUAAGCAAAAGAAUAAGGAUGUGGAGAAGUUGUGCUGUUUAAUUGUGAAUUCGGCUUUAAGCUGGUUUUUGGUUCCGCCAUCAUGGCCUUUUGGUUCCAAUGAUAUGAAAAUUAAGGCGGACUUAGCUGUACUUCAGAAUUUUUACCGUCGUUUGGUAAACAAUUCUUCUAUUUUCAAGCAGUAUUGUGAUGAAGAUAUUUUAUUAUUACAAUAUUUCUUGGCUAGUGAAAUUCAACAAAUUCAAACAUGGUUAUUACCUUUAGAGAAAAUUAAGGGUGCUAACUCUAACCAUCUAACUGAUUCGAUCAUAUUAUGUGCUUUUAAGAAAGAUCCACAACUAGCCUGGAAUUUGGUACAAAGAUAUAAAGGAAAUAAAGGGUCGGAAUAUCUAAGUUCAUUAGUGAAAAAAUGUCAAUUAAAGUGUGUGAGGGUACCGCAAUUAGCAUCAGUAUUUGCUAAGCAAGUUAGAACUAUAAAAUCAGAUGCUCAUUAUAUAAUUUAUUGGUCUCCAACAAGUCCUCUUAAGUCUGUAGGAUUGUUUUUCUCUGAGUAUAGUUCAAAUUCUUAUAUUUUGCAGUACAGUGUUUAUUCAUUAGAAUCACAUGAUGUUAAUGUUACUUUCUUUUAUGUUCCCCAAAUAGUACAAAUGUUGAGGUAUGAUCGGACAGGCUACGUGGAAAAAUUGAUUAUUGACACAGCUAAAAUAAGUGUUUUAUUUGCACAUCAGAUUAUUUGGAAUCUGUUGGCAAAUUGUUAUAAAGAUGAUGAGGGUACUAUUGAGGAUCCAAUUAAGCCAACUUUAGAUCAAGUUCGUGAAAGAAUGAUUAAAAGUUUUAGUAAUUCACAUUUGGAAUUUUACAAUAGGGAAUUUGAAUUCUUCAAUGAGGUAACGAGUAUUUCAGGUAAAUUGAAGCCAUACAUUAAAAAGAGUAAGGCUGAGAAGAAGCAAAAGAUUGAUGAAGAAAUGAGUAAAAUUAAAGUGUUACCAGAUGUGUAUUUACCAUCAAAUCCAGAUGGUGUUGUUGUGGAUAUCAAUAGAACUAGCGGUAAACCAUUACAAUCACAUGCAAAGGCGCCAUUUAUGGCAACAUUUAAGAUAAAGAAAAAUGUGAAGGAUGCAGAUACUGGUGAAGUACUUUCUGUUGAAAAAUGGCAAGCGGCAAUAUUUAAAGUUGGUGAUGAUUGUAGACAAGAUGUGUUAGCUUUACAAUUGAUCUCAAUCUUCAAGACUAUUUGGAGUAAUAUUGGUCUAGAUGUCUAUGUUUUCCCAUAUCGUGUGACAGCUACAGCUCCAGGUUGUGGUGUUAUUGAUGUCUUACCUAACUCGAUCUCUCGUGAUAUGUUAGGUAGAGAAGCAGUUAAUGGUCUAUAUGAAUAUUUCAUUACUAAGUUUGGACCUGAAGAUAGUAUUGAUUUUCAAAAUGCUAGAAACAAUUUUGUUAAAUCAUUGGCAGGAUAUAGUAUCAUUUCAUACUUAUUACAAUUUAAGGAUAGACAUAAUGGUAAUAUUAUGUAUGAUGAUCAAGGUCAUUGUUUACAUAUUGAUUUUGGCUUUAUUUUUGAUAUUGUUCCUGGUGGUGUUAAAUUUGAGGCGGUUCCAUUUAAGUUGACAAAAGAAAUGGUUAAAGUUAUGGGAGGUUCAAGUGAAACAUCUGCGUUCCAAGAAUUCGAGGAGUUGUGUAUAAAGGGCUAUUUAGCUGCUAGAUCACAUAUGAAUUUUAUUAUAGAUGGGAUUGUUCCGAUGUUAGACAGUGGGUUACCAUGUUUUAAAGGUGAUAAGACGAUUAGGAAUAUAAGAUCAAGAUUUCAACCUGAGAAGACAGACCAUGAGGCAGCAUUAUUUAUGAAGGCAUUGAUUAAAAAGAGUUUUGAAAGUAUAUUUACUGUUGGAUAUGAUGAAUUUCAAAGAAUCACAAAUGGUAUUCCCUAUUGA